Molecule: messenger RNA, 1893 nt
Organism: Schistosoma rodhaini
Lineage: Eukaryota; Metazoa; Platyhelminthes; Trematoda; Strigeidida; Schistosomatidae
Source: the annotation of a GenBank genome assembly
AUGGAGAAUAAACCACAAUGCAGCAUAUCACUUGAUCUAGUCAGUAACAAGGAACUACGAUCGCGUAUCAGAAAUUCAAUGGGUAUCGGUUAUUGGAAUGCUUAUACUAAAAGUGAAAAGUAUUUAUCUGAAAAACCAACAAAUAUGGAAAUUGAUUCUGCUGAAUUAGCAAGGCAUAAUAAGUCUGAUAAUAUGUGGAUAGCAUUGGAUCAUCAAGGAAAAACUAUUGUAUAUGAUAUCACAAAAUUUGCGGCGUAUCAUCCUGGAGGUGUUGAUGUACUGUUGGAAUAUGCUGGAACUGAUGCUUCAGAAGCAUUUCGAAUGGCACAUUCAUAUGUCAGCACAAAUAUGAUAUCUAGAUUGCAGAAAGGUUAUUUAAAACAGAGUGCACCUGGUCGAGGUGGUAUGCCUAAUCAAUUAUCUCCAUUCUUUAUUCCAUCGAAGCUUCGUUUAAGCAGUACAAAAAAACCUAUUUGGGAUUGGAAAGAAUAUGAUAGUUAUAUUGAACUAACUAUUAAUUAUGGGAAUUAUAAAGUCUUUGAUAAAUUUUGCAAUGAACUAGAUGGAUUACGAAUACUUUGUACAUGGACUAAAUGUGAACAAGAUGAGAAACAAAUGAAUUCCAGUGGUGUACUUAUGUUACGUACAGUUUUAGAUCAUGAAUAUCAUUGUUUGAAAUUAAGACUAUGUCCACAACUUCGUCCAGAUUUGUCUACACUUUGUUUGAAUCACUCAGGAAUUAGUAAUUCGAAGUCAAUGUCUUCGCUCUCACCAUCACCAUCAUCAUUAUCACUGUUAAGACGAGUAAGAGGAGAGGGAGGUGGCAGAGAAGGAACAACCCAAUUGAGCAUCAAUUUAAUUAAACUUUUAUCUGUAACACCAUCAACAUUAUCUUCAACAUCUUCCUUUCCAUCAUUGUCAGUGCAACCAAAUAUUAGUAAUUUAGAAUUAGUUGAAAAAUCGACAAAUAUUUCAUUUAGUACAAUUGGUGUUGUACUUCGUGAUGUUUGUAUUGGAUUAGAUGUUGAAAAUAGUUCUAUUUCUGAUGAAGUAUUUUACCUUUGUCAUAUCAUUGAAUCUUAUUGGUUACAUAAUAGUUGCUAUCGAUUAUUAUGUAUAAAUUGGCCAGUAACAGAAGUAAAUAUUAAUAUACCAAUUGGAUAUCAUGUUAAUGUCCGUUUAAAAGAUUCUGAAAGUAAUUAUGUAAUCAGACCUUAUACACCAGUAUGUAAUGAUUUGACAUUCACAUCAAUUAUCAAUAAUGAUUGUCAACAAGAAAAAAAUGUAAAUCAAUUCUGUUUGUUAAUUAAAAUUUAUCCAAAUGGUGAAUUUUCUAAACUUGUGAAUAAUCUAUCUGCAAAUGACACCAUUGAAGUAAGCUUACCAAUAGGUAAUUUCAAUAGUAAUCUAAUCAAACCAAUCAUUCAUCAUAAUAAUAAUGAAUCAAAACUAUCCUAUGUUAUCAUGUUAGCCGGAGGUAGUGGUAUAACACCUAUGCUACGUAUAAUUCACUAUUUAUUUACUGGGAAUCGUCCAAAUUUACAAACGUUUAAAUUACAUCUAAUUCAUUUUAUUCGUAGUCAAAUUGAUCAAAUAUUAGUUUCUUAUUUUGCAUCAUUACAUAAUCAUUUCCCAAAUAAAUUUUCAAUUACUCACGUUCUAUCUGAACCACCAUGCAUAUCUGACGAUAAUGAUGAUAAUAAUAAUCAUUGGUUGUAUGGACAUAUAACUGAUGAAUUAUGUCGUCAAUGUUUUGAUAAAGAAAUAAUUGACAACUUUGAAUCACAAACAAUUUGUUUAAUAUGCGGUCCAUCUGGUUUUAAUGAUACAGCUUUCAAACUAACAAAUCAAUGGUCUAUUCCUAAAGAACGUGUACAUAUCUUCAAAGGAUGA